Molecule: messenger RNA, 748 nt
Organism: Nycticebus coucang (slow loris)
Lineage: Eukaryota; Metazoa; Chordata; Mammalia; Primates; Lorisidae
Gene: DYDC1
Product: DPY30 domain containing 1
Exons: 8
Coding region: 164-697 (177 amino acids)
Cellular component (GO): Set1C/COMPASS complex
Source: RefSeq, a predicted model, not a curated record
GCUGGUUCUCAAAGGAGCCAAGCAGAGGUCACCAGCAAGUGUAAGGUGCGGAGUCGUGAAACUGCUGGGCCCCUGAGCUUGCAGCGACGCUCCCCAGGCUUCCUCAUGUGUACACUGGGGAUCGUGAUACCCAUUUUCAGAAGUUUUUAUUUGGACGUUAGAAAUGGAGUCUAUAUAUCUUCAAAAGCACCUUGGGACGUGCCUAACUCAAGGUCUUGCAGAAGUGGCAAGAGUUCGCCCAGUGGAUCCAAUAGAAUAUUUAGCAUUGUGGAUUUACAAGUAUAAGGAAAACAUGAUCAUGGAACAAUUGAGAGAAAAGGAAAUGGCCGAGUUGGAGCGUGAACGAGCAUUAGCUCUGAUGGAGCGGGAAAUGAUGGAGAGGCUCAAAGCAGAGGAGCUCUUGUUUCAGCAGCAACAGCUGGCAUUCCAGAUGGAGUUGGAAAUGCAAGAAAAAGAGAGACAGAGAAUAGAAGAACUACAGAGAGCUCAAGAACAGUUAGAGAAGCAGAUGAGAAUGAAUGUGGAAAAUAUGGCUAAGAGUGAAGAUAUUUUACAUUCAGAGGAAGCAACACAAGAUGCAGGCAAAACCCUGGCUGAAAUCAGCGAUCGAUACGGAGCGCCUAACUUGAGCAGAGUAGAAGAGCUUGAUGAGCCAAUGUUAUCUGACGUUGCAUUAAACAUUGAUCAAGAUUUGUAGGAACAACCAGCCUAAGAGCAAUAAAUUUUUAUGCUUGUUUCAAAUUUCAAA